UUAAACCCAUUUAGGGUAGGGGUUAGAGGCUUAUUAAUUGGCAAUGCAUAUACAUAUGGGAUCAGCUACAGGUCCUCAUGAUGAUGACUGCUUGCCCAGAACAUCACAAAAAGACUACUCGCCCAAAUCUCGUCGUGGUCAAUUGCUAAACGCGUGGAAAAGUACAUUAACAUACCAAAGGUUACCUAAAGAGCCUCUCAACCUCUCAAUUCUCAAAUUGGAUGGCUCAUGCUUUGGGGUGCAAGUUGGGAGGAAGGCAACAAUAGCGGAACUGAAAGAGGCGGUGGAAGAGGUUUUUACUGGUCAGUUUACGCCGGAUGGAGAAAUUUCAUGGUCUCAUGUAUGGGGUCAUUUUUGCUUAAGCUACCAAGGCCAGAAACUAGUUGAUGACAAAGCAUAUAUCCGGCUAUUUGGAAUCAAGGAUGGGGUUCAGCUUUGUUUUUGCCCGGUAUCUUUCAAUUAACCGUGGCCAAGACAAGAGACCAAUAAAGCAUAGAACUGCUGCUUAUCAACAUUCAACAGCUUGUGGACUAGUGGUUGAAAUGAUUAGCACAUUAAUGCUAGAAGGCUUGUUGAUGGAUCUUGCUGAAUCCUUUACCUAGGGCUACCGAUGAUGAUGGACUGAAAGCAAUCACUUUGACUGUUAGUGUUGGCGCAUAUGUGUUUGGAUUAACUUUUUGUUGAAAAGCUUAUUCGCUGAAAAUUGAUAAAAGUACAGUUGUAUAUAAAAAAG
Molecule: messenger RNA, 733 nt
Organism: Quercus lobata
Lineage: Eukaryota; Viridiplantae; Streptophyta; Magnoliopsida; Fagales; Fagaceae
Product: U11/U12 small nuclear ribonucleoprotein 25 kDa protein-like
Exons: 4
Coding region: 44-463 (139 amino acids)
Biological process (GO): mRNA splicing, via spliceosome
Source: RefSeq, a predicted model, not a curated record